Plectropomus leopardus (leopard coralgrouper) is the source of this 1487-nucleotide messenger RNA. RefSeq names its product tRNA methyltransferase 10B (gene trmt10b). The record is from RefSeq and is a predicted model, not a curated record. Gene Ontology annotation, cellular component: nucleoplasm; nucleus. Gene Ontology annotation, molecular function: tRNA binding. Gene Ontology annotation, biological process: tRNA N1-guanine methylation. Lineage: Eukaryota; Metazoa; Chordata; Actinopteri; Perciformes; Serranidae.
AACACUUUUCCAGCGCGGACCGUUUCCUCUUUUUCUGCCUCUUUUUCACUCAUUUGUUGCUUUUAAUGUGUCAUUUCAUAGACUGCAGGAAAACGAUCAUUUCGGGAAUAUUUAGCGCUACGAUAUCAACACAAAUGUGAUUUUUUUGGCCGUUAAAUGACACAAAUAACGAGACAGAGAUGGCUCAGAUUGGUCCAGAUGUUUGUGAACAUCAGCUGAACGGAGUCUCAGAGGACAUGGAUCUGCUUCAGAUAGACGUGGAGACGGAUGCGCCGGAAGACAGACCCGAGAGACAAGCGGCACCGUUUUCAAAAAAUGUGCUGAGGAAGCAGCGGCACUGGGAGAGGCAGCUGGCGGCCAAGAAAAGCAAGAGGAAAGAAGAGAAGCAGCGGAGGAAGCUGAACCGGGAGCAGCAGGAUUCGGGCACCAGCGCAGAUAAUCCUCAGUUUACCAAAAGGGUCAUGAAAGCGAUCACCAGAGAGCGACUAGCCGAGGCUCAGUCGGCGGGGCUCAAACUCUGCGUUGACCUGAGUAUGACGGACAGCAUGUCUGACAAGGAGAUCAGUCGGCUGGCUGGACAGUUACGAAGGCUGUACGGCUCGAACAAGAAGGCGACUCGACCGUUUCACGUUGUCCUGACUGACCUGAGAGAGGACAGCCGUCUCUACAGAGAGUGCCUGAGGAUGAACGAAGGCUUCCUCAAAUACAUGAUGGACAUAACAGAAGAAAGCUGCCUGGACCUUUUUCCGCCUGAAAGUGUCGUCUACCUCACACCAGAUGCUGAAGACGCUUUAGAAACAGUCGACGCUGAUAAGGUGUACGUCCUCGGCGGCCUCGUGGAUGAGAGCAUCCAGAAGAAGUUGAGCUUCACGAGGGCGAGACAACUGAGCGUCCGCACGGCGAGGCUGCCCAUAGACGAGUACAUGGUGAAGAAAAACAACGCCAAGAACUUCCACUCAAAGAUCCUCGCUGUUAAUCAGGUGUUUGACAUCUUAUUGACGUUUUGCAAAACCGGCAGCUGGACAGAAGCUCUGCAGACAUGGUUCCCCCAGGGGAAGGGUUUUAUUGUUGCACCAGAGGACACCCCGCCGCUUCCUGUCUCUCCAUCACAAACGUAGCACCUGGAUUCAUCUUAAUUUAUACUUUUUACAGAAACCUUUUUGGAUUAUGAUUAAUCAUGUUAAUUAACCUGAUGGGAGUCAAUCUGAUGCGAUAAGUGCCCGGUUGAGGAAAUAUAACACACUAUUAUGCGCUGUGUGUUUGUAAUAGACAGAAACAUAAAACAGAACAUCGAGGGAAUUCAAUUUUUUAAAAAAAUCAUGAAAUCAUAAAACUGUAAACCAAAAAUCUUAAAAUCAAGUAAGAUACAACAUUUCAGCAUUGUGAAGUGUGAGAAGAGAGUGUUUCGGGCUAUUAUGAGGAAAAUGUGUGUGGAAAAAGUGUUGAAAUAAGUUUAGCUCAUUUUUUUUUGACCCAUUUCUUGCAAA